Messenger RNA from Symbiodinium pilosum, 780 nucleotides. The record is from the annotation of a GenBank genome assembly. NCBI's taxonomy places the organism in Eukaryota, Dinophyceae, Suessiales, Symbiodiniaceae.
AUGUGGAACCAACCCUUUCUGGAUCCUGUGCCUCAGGUAGUGACGACGCCCGUCAAACAUCGGAGGCCUGGGCUUGUCGAAUGCCUCGGAGCACAUCGCCGCUGGGUUGAUCAUGGCCUCGCGUUGCACGACGACACGCUGCCCGUGGGCACAGGACACUUUUUUGAUCGGCGUUCUCGGUUGGCAAUUGACCUCGUCACACUCUCGGCCGUGCCACAGGUGCUCUCCAACAAAGUCUACCUCCCGCUGGUGCGAGAACCGCAAGUUGUACGGGUGGAGCCGAGAUACGUGCAGAUUGGGCCAGGCACUCCGCUGCCACCGCUUCGCAUAACUGGCUCAGGCAUCAACACGGCCCUAGAUGGCUGCUGCACGAUCUCGACAGAUCAGGCUGCAGGAACAAUCAAGGAGGACCGCCUGAAGGUCAUGACCCGGCCAACCUUCCUGUAUCGCAUCUCGGGUGCUCCUCCAAAGAGUUGGCGUCUUCAAGCAUUGCCAGAAGGCCCCUUCACUGCUCGAUGCGACCUGCCAGCGGAUGUUGUUGAAAUGGUGAGCCGCAAGAUCUAUGUCACCUACUCGCCCAACUGCAAGCAGUUUCCUGCAGAAGGCCACAUGAUCAAUCUCAUGAUCGCUCCGACCCUCCGGCGCAUCUGGCCCUAUGAGGUGAUCCUGGAUGUGUUGCGCCCUGCUCGCAUCACCGCCUUCGGCGCAGGAUUCCUGGGGCUUCCCGAUUUGCGGCUGCGCCUGGCUGGCCGACUGGUCACGGGACUUCAGGCAAGUUGA